This is a messenger RNA of Lycium barbarum (goji berry), 1680 nucleotides long. RefSeq names its product probable pectate lyase P59. The record is from RefSeq and is a predicted model, not a curated record. Gene Ontology annotation, molecular function: pectate lyase activity. The coding region runs from base 158 to 1498 and encodes 446 amino acids. The transcript has 4 exons. Lineage: Eukaryota; Viridiplantae; Streptophyta; Magnoliopsida; Solanales; Solanaceae.
CACAUCUUUUUAACGUUGUUGCUUUUUUAGGCUACAACAAAGAGGGUCUCACCCCUAAACAUCCAAAGGGUUUGACCCAAUUAAGACCUUCUUUCAUAUAUUUUAAAAACCAAGAAAACUUCAACUGUGAUUCUUAAUUAACUAUAAAUCCUAAUUAAUGACAGGAUCUAAGCUGAUAUAUUUGUGUCUGUUACUAUUUUCCACAUUUUUGGCAAUAAAUGGCCACAUUGGUGACUUUGAUGAGGUGUGGCGGAGGAGAGCCCAGGAAGCUGAUGAAUGGGCUCUUCAGGCCUAUAAGCCCGACCCGAUGAAUGUCACCCUUGCAUUUGCCAAACAAACUAGGGAGACCUUGGAGGACAUAAAGGAAGCGAAGAAGCUGGCAACAAAUGAAACAAGGAGACAAUUAAAAGGAGACAAAAAAUACAACGGGCCUUGUUUAGUCACAAACCCAAUUGAUAGGUGUUGGAGAUGCCAACCAAACUGGGCUGACAAUCGUCAAAGAUUAGCAGAUUGUGCAAUGGGCUUUGCAAAAGGGACCACUGGUGGAAAAGCUGGUGAUAUCUACAUUGUUACGGACAAUUCGGAUGACAGUAGCGAUCCAAAACCAGGAACUCUCCGUUACGGUGUAAUUCAAAAAGAGCCAUUGUGGAUUAUUUUUGCUAAAAGCAUGAACAUUAGGCUGACUCAAGAACUCAUAGUGCAAAGUGAUAAGACCAUUGAUGGCCGUGGAGUUAACGUUCACAUUGCAAAUGGCGCAGGUAUCAUGUUACAGUACGUCAAGAACGUAAUCAUCCACGGUCUCCACAUACACGACAUUCACGAAGGCAAUGGUGGGUUGAUCAGAGACGCUGUGGACCACAUUGGCCAACGGACAAAGAGCGACGGAGAUGGUAUUUCUAUAUUUGGUUCGUCAAAUAUAUGGGUCGAUCAUGUGUCAAUGUGGCGUUGUUAUGAUGGGCUUGUUGAUGCUGUGGAGGGAUCCACUGCUGUUACAAUAUCUAACAGUCACUUCACUGAUCAUAACGAAGUUAUGCUUUUUGGUGCGAGUGACAGUUCUUCAAUUGAUCAAAGGAUGCAAAUCACUGUGGCUUUUAAUCAUUUUGGGAAGAGAUUGAUACAGAGAAUGCCUAGGUGCAGAUGGGGUUUUAUUCAUGUUGUUAACAAUGACUAUACUCAUUGGAAUAUGUAUGCUAUUGGUGGUAGCCAACAUCCCACUAUUAUUAGCCAGGGUAAUCGUUUCAUUGCUCCACCUGACCAGUUCAAGAAAGAGGUAACAAAGAGGGACUAUUCCCCAGAAUCAGUAUGGCAACAGUGGACUUGGAGAUCACAAGGUGAUCUAUUCAUGAAUGGAGCCUUCUUUGUUGAAUCUGGAGAUCCAGAUUGGACCAAGAAACACAUCGACCUUUUUGAUGGGAUUGCAUCAGCCUCAGGGGAUGACGUCACUUGGAUUACAAGGUUUUCAGGCGCACUAAAUUGCAAGCCAGGACAAGCUUGUUAGGAGAGUUUUGUCCUAUACAUAUCCUAUACAUAUUAUCACCACAGCGAAGUCGUUGUCAUCAUAUAUAUGUCCUUAGUUUUACGCUGUAUGCACUUAUUGUAUCAAAAUUCUUUGUAAUUUUGAGUUGUUAAGGAUUACAAAAGCACAACGAAAUGAAAAAGGGACUAAAAAUUGCAAAUUCA